UUUUUGACAUCCUUUGGAGUCUUGAUCUCCAUAUUUGGAAAUGUUUACCCAUCGCACUGGUCUAUUGGAAGGGGAGGGGAGGUGACUCAGGGUUUGGUGGAAGCAGGGUUUGAAUUCCUGGAGUAAGUUUUUUUUUUUCCUUUCUCUUUUCCCCUUGUUUUGGAAGCCAGUUGUCGUCAGUUUUCAGCUCUCUAGCUCCUGGAUCUCCUUCCUAAUGCCAUCUGCUUUAGGGGGGAGCGUCUUAGUGAAGGAGAUCAUCUGAAUUCCAAAAUUCAGAGGAGUGUGAAUGUACGACCUGUUGGAUGUGAGCUCCUUCUUCUAAAGCAGACUUGCAAUAUCCUAAUCUCUUGCUUGCCUGGGAGACCCUUCAGCGUUCCUGUAAGUACGUCUCGCCCUGGGCUUGGAGGGCACCUCCUCAUUUGAGAUCUGAACCAUGUCCCACCCAUCAUGGCUGCCGCCAAAGAACACCAAUGAACCCGUUGGUCACGUCACUGCGAGAAUGGAGACCACGCAUGCUUUUGGGACCCCCAGCAUCUCUGUGUCCACGCAGCAGAUGCCAAAGAAGUUUGCACCUGUUGUUGCUCCAAAGCCAAAGUACAAUCCAUACAAACAGCCGGGGAGUGAUGAUUUCCCUCUGCCUCCGCCGCCACCACCACUUCCUGGAGAUGAUCUCGGGAACCUCCCGGCGCCUCCUGGUGGCUUUCCCCCACCACCCUCUACAGAUGAGGCUGGUUUCAGUGUGCAGGUAAAUCCCGGUGAGAAGACGCUUGAAGAAAGACGAUCCAGUUUAGAUGCGGAAAUAGACUCCUUGACCAGCAUCCUGGCUGACUUGGAAAGCAGCUCCCCAUACAAGCCACGGACUCAACAGAGCUCUGGGUUCCCCACCGGCUCUCCAGUUACUUCUCCCCCGGGAUCUACCCCUGUUACUGGGCACAAGCGGAUGAUCAUUCCCAACCAGCCGCCUCUCACUGCCACCAAGAAGUCUACUGCCAAGGCACCAGUGCAACCUGCUGCUCCGCCCGCCCCAAUCCCAGUUACUCCUGUUGGUACACUAAAACCGCAGCCACAACCAGUUCCAGCUUCUUAUAUCACUGCGUCCACUCCCACCCGACCGGCGUUCAACGUACAGGUGAGAACGGCCCAGCCCAGCCCUCAUUUCCAGCCACCUGGCCCACAGCCAGUUCAGUACGGCAGCCUGGGUCCAAACCAGUCCUACGCUCCUCAGCCAGCACGCCCCCCAGGGCCAGCACAGUAUGUUCCAUCUCAGCCUCGUGGCCCUGACUAUGGGUAUGCUCCCCAGCCUGCACAUCCUUCAGAGCCUGGUUAUGGCUAUGCACCUUCACAGGGGCGGUAUCAAGAUCUUUACUACCCUGCAGGCCCUGGAUAUGGAGGAAGAAAUGGCUCGGAACCAUCCUAUGUGCCACAAAACACCUGGAAGCCUGAGCCAGCCUAUCCCACAGCUAACACCAUGGCUCAAAAUCCAACUGGGCCGUACCAACCGCCCAGCACAAAGAAGACCUACAUUACGGAUCCGGUCUUAACACCUCCUCCACCACCCAUGCAGCCAAAGAGUGGGUACCCUGCCUCUGGCUCGGCAUCAGACGCUCCUUUGUUCAGACCCGAGGAUGAGCUGGAACAUCUGACCAAGAAGAUGCUGUACGACAUGGAGAAUCCACCCUCUGAUGACUACUUCGGCCGCUGUUCCCGUUGCGGUGAGAAUGUUGUCGGGGAAGGCACUGGAUGCACCGCCAUGGACCAAGUGUUCCACGUGGAAUGUUUUACCUGCAUGACAUGUGGCAACAAGCUCAGAGGCCAGCCUUUCUACGCGGUGGAGAAGAAAGCGUAUUGUGAACCCUGCUACAUUAACACACUGGAGCAGUGCAGCGUCUGUGCCAAACCCAUCAUGGAGAGGAUCCUGCGAGCCACGGGGAAAGCCUACCACCCCCACUGCUUCACCUGUGUGAUGUGCCACCGCAGCCUGGAUGGCAUCCCCUUCACUGUGGAUGCCGGUGGGAACAUUCACUGCAUCGAGGAUUUCCACAAGAAAUUUGCACCGCGAUGUUCCGUGUGUAAGGAGCCCAUUAUGCCUGCCCCGGGUCAAGAGGAGACCAUACGCAUUGUGGCAUUAGAUCGUGACUUCCAUGUCCAAUGCUACCGGUGUGAGGACUGUGGUGGUCUCCUGUCUGAAGGGGACAAUCAGGGCUGUUACCCUCUGGAUGGACACAUCCUUUGCAAGACCUGCAACUCAGCUCGGAUCCAGGCACUCACUGCUAAGGCCAGCACUGACCUUUGAGCGUCUACCACCACACUCCAAUAUUUGCCUGUUGGGGGAAUUGCACAACCUUUCCAUUUAGCAUGACUCCUUUCCUGCCUAGGACCUAAGUUUUUUAUUGAAAAAGUAAAGCUGGAAGGCCUGGGGACAAGCGGAUAGUUUCUAAGUUUUUCUCUAUUUGAGUCACCUCUCCUAAGAAGCACAUUAAAAUUGAGAUGAUUGGGCUCGAUUCUCCUCUUACUCUGGUGUGAGGGCCUGAUCCUACUCCCAUUGACGUCAAUGGGAAGCUAAAUAUCGGACAUGAUUCCAUAAUACUAGACUUACACCAUUGUAAAACCAGCAUGUAAGUGUAAGACCAGAAUCAGAGUAAUUGUUAUCACAAGACAAACUAUACAGACAUUGACCAUGAGACACUGGGCCUUGAUAUAGGUAUCGUUUUAAAUCAUAGGGACACAGAUUUGUCUUAAAUCAUAGGGGCCAUAUCUUUUUCUUAUCCCCUCGCUUGUCUCCAAUCCCUUCCAGUUUCAUAACUUUUUCUUCUUUAUAAUAUUAUAUUUCGCUGUUGCAUAAAUUUAUUCAGUAAGGAUGCUUCCAACUCUCAGAUGCUUAGGCAUUUAUGUAUGAGCCAUCACUGAAGUUGUGAGCCUGCACACACGCACGUACAUACAUAUAUCCUUUUGAUACACUAGAAAUAUAAAGUCACUGAGAAGUUAUGUUAAUUAUUGUUGGGGCUGGAAAGGGUUAAAAAGAAAUUCAAAAUGGCUUCAAAGAAAAUGACUAAUGCUAGCCACCACAAGCAUGCUCAAAAGGAUCUUAGGCUACCCGGGGCCAAUGCAGUUGGACAGUUACGUAGCAACCAGUGGGCACUGCUUGUUUCCAAACAAGUACUUUAGCAAUGGAAUCUUGUUUCCACUGACAUCAAAGGAAAGACUCCCAUUGGAUUGAAUUCUACCUUGAGACAGGCUCAGGCAUUCUGGGAUGAUGGUAACAUACCAGAGCUGGAGUUACAGUGCAAGCUAUGAGAAUUGUUUAAUAUUUCAGCAUUUAGGGCUUUCCAAAUACCUGACAUUUCAGGAACAGGAAUGAUUCAUUUUUCAUCUCAAGUUGUAAAUAGCUGUAAUUUACCCCCCCCCAAAAGGGGGGGGGGGGGAACAGACAGCUUUUCUCCUACAGUUUCAUCACACAAUUUUUUCUGUGUGGAGAAAUGUCAUUGCAAAGGAAUGAUUGGGGGAUGUCACAGUUCCAGGAAAAAAGGGAUGUAUUGAUGCACUCUUCAGAGAGUUAAAAAUUUGCACCAGGGUUAAUAAAAACCUAUGCAGUUGCAAAAUGGGUUUGUUGUUGGGGGGGGGGGCGGUUGUGGUUUUUUUGUUAAUUAAAAAUACAUUAUAAAUCCACAACUCAUUUUGUACAGCUAUAAUAUUCUUAUUCAUGAAACCCAUAAUAACUAAGGUGCAAAUUACAUGGGAAAGGAGCAAUUUUCAUAUCACUGCAUUGACAUUAAUAUCUUAUUUGCAGAUGUAAUCAAAGAAAAUAACUUUAGCUGCACUUAACAAAUUAAGAGCCAGAACUGAAGCAUUUCAGGGCUUAUUGACCCUAUUAAUAACAAACUUACAAUUUUGAAGAAUAACCUUUGUGAAUUUUGGUGUCUCUCACAAUAAUAAAGAGUAAAAUGCGGCACUUUCCCCUUCAGUCUCUAACAAGAGCUCAAUAAAAUUACAUCACCCAAAACUGAAAAGAAAAAUGAAUUAAAUGAAAUGAGAUGGGUUAGAUCCGAGCGAAGAAUUAAAGAAGAUGGAAAAUUGACUCUUACUGUAAAUCCUGAAAAUGGUAUGUCCCUUCCCAACUCAGCAUUUCGGUUGACCUUUAUGGCAAAGUCCUACUGAAUGUAACAGUGAAUAAUAACAUUUCUCUAGUUGUUUUUUAAGCCAUCCUAUAGAGAAUUUAAUAGAGAAUUUAGGAUCUGUCCCCUGACACUCUCACCAACUUUUUACUGGGCUAACUCCAUUGACUUCAGUGAAAUUAACCUGGAUUUGCACCACAUCAAAAUGAGGUCAUUUUUCUAGAAAUCAGUAGGAUGACUGAUCAGUCCCAUAGAAAAUAUAUUGUUCUCCAUUAAAUCCUGCAGGACUUUGUUAUUAGGGCAGUGACUAUUUAGCAGCAUCUCCCCAUCGUAUUGGAGUUUGGCCCCAGCCUUCAAUAAUUUCAGCAUUUUCCCCCAGUAGAUUAGUUAGAUAUGUUCUAAUUUAUUUCAUACAAAAAGUUAAAUGCUGGGUAAUUUUUUUUAAAUAAGGACAUGACUCCUAGUAGGUUCCAUUUGUUCUACUGGUCAUUAGCCCUGGCAACUAAGGUAAUUUUGAGCUUGCUAGCAUUACAUACAGAAGACUGUUAAACACUUGUCUGAACUGAAUCUGCCAAAGCAUGGAAGUUCAGAGUGCAGUUGGCUAAUAUCACUUUAUCACACAUCGUGCCUUAGAACUGAAUUUCUUAGCAUCUUCUCUCCAAAGCACACUGGGAAUGUGAUGUGUACAACAGACCAUGGCACUGUUGUAGCAACCGUAGCUCUGAACUUCUGUGUCUUUGUAGGUUUAAGUCAGUCUCUCUAUCGCACUGAGUGCCAUAUUAGAAAGUGGUGAGAAUUAGCUACUGUAAUUAGGAAAAGGGAAUGUGGUCUAGCGAUUUGAGGAGGGAGACCAGAAGUCUGGAUUCCUAGGUUCUUUCAGUGCCCUGGCCACAGACUCACUGUGCAAUUUUGAGCAAGUCACUUAACCUCUCUGUUUACCCCACUUCACAACAGAGCUUGGUAAUUUUUACUAACUUCCCAGGGAAGUGAAGUGACUAAAUUAAGUAAUUUUAGCUUGGCCAACGCUGCAUAAGUUCAAAUCCAGAUCCUCCUUUUCAGAAGAAGUUUGGCUGGGUUUGUGGUUUUGGAGCAGCCCAUUCCAGGACCAAAAGCUAGACAAAAGGUCUAGAUCUGAACUUCCAUUUUUAGGGUGUUCUAUGGAUUUGGUUGUGGGGGGGCUCUUAGAUCAAUGUUUCUCAAGCAUUUUGACCUCCUUGGAUGGAAGGAGAAGGGAGAAUGUUGUUCUCAUUGUAUGCACAGUAGCUAAUUUUCAGGCUUGAAAUAUCGGAAUAAUACUAUUGUUUUAAUUUGUUUCUUUCCCCCUAAAAUAAUCAAAGCCAGUUGCCCAUUGGAGUGAGUGAAUAAGUGCCUGGAGUAUUUUCUAAAAAAUGUGUUCGUAUGUGGUGCCUAAACUGAUAUAAGUAUAUUUUGGAAGAUACACACUCACACUCACACGCAGUCUCUGUCAUGACCCAUCUGCCUGUCAAAUUUUCAGCCCCGAUACUCGAGGGUUUAAAGUGGAAGUGCUGAUGGAUCUUUAAUCAUGGCAUUGCCCUAAAGCACCAACAAAAUAUUGCUUAGCCACAAUCUUUAUCAUGUAUUUAUUACAUAUCCUCAUUUAUCUAUUCCAAAGAAGAACCCUUUUUUUACCAAAGAGACCUUGUUCUUUUAAGGUACACUUCUGAAGUCACGAUAAAUACUCGCGUUGUUUGCUGACGCAUUGACAUUCAGCAAUUUUCCUUUGACAAGGAAUAUGAAGAUCACCUAGACCUUUCUAUUUCAAUCUGCCAAUUUUUUGCUGGUAGUUCUUUGGCUUUUCUAGCAUUUGUGUGAAAUUAGGGCUUGAUCCUGUGUUUCAGGUCACCUCGUUGGGAGUUUGGGGUUCAGGAACAAGCCCUUGUUUAAGCCUUGGUUCUGGAAAGUAUUUAAACAUGUACUUAAUAUUCAGCACAUGCUUAAAUCCAUUCCUCAAUGGGACAUAAACAGAUGCUUGAAUUUACUACAUCAGAUUUGGUUGCCUUGGUUACAGCCAAAUCCCUAGUGACAUCAUCAAAGUUAAUGAUCGUAUUUUGUUAAUGUAAUUUGCUUUAUUGACAUUUAUUGUUUUAUUUUAAUUGUUGCCUGAAUGUUGCCUUUUAAAGCAGAAGACAACAUCACAGCUUUAGAUAAUGCACCUUUCAUUAUGAUUUUUUAAAAAUAAUUGGUAGAUUUUUAUCACAGCUCAAAACACUUGGGGAAUGACUUAGUCCUAGAGACAUGGGGGAAGUGAAACGUGUGCCCAGGUGAGCUCUACACACGUACAUCAGACCCUUUGGGCAGAAGCAGGAAUUAAGUGUGACAUAGGCCUUGGGUUAGCUCAUUAUCCGGGGGUGAAUUACACAACCUACAAGCAUAAAAGAGUUCUCGAUAUAGAUAUUGUGUGUGGAGACCGGUGCACACAAUCACCAAUUAAAUCCAGUCUAGUAACACAUAUUUUGUGCCCUAAGCCUCCAACCCAGAAAAUCCCAUCAUCAAGAUCCAUGGGGGAGGGAGGGAAAGAGAGGGAAAUCUUGUCACUUUGCUUUACUCCUGUUUAGAACAUAAAAUUCUGUGAUUUCCCCUUUUUUUGUCUAGAAACUGAACAGCUCAAAGGGGGUUUUUUUUGGUUUUCUACUUGCCUUUUAUUAAUGUCUGGUUCCUGUGUUUGAUUCCGUGGGCUGAUUUGAUAUUAGUUCUUCAAGUAGUGCUGAUCACGCUUUAUAUAGAUAUCAACACUAUAAAUCAGGGUUGACGCAUAAGGAUGUGUGCUGUGGAUUUGGGUGGUGAAAUUCUACAUGGGAAACACUAGUUGCAUGUUGAUAUUUGUUUGAGGAUCUACUGCAAAGAGAGAGAGAGGGCUACCUAAGGCCACAUAGAAGUUAGUAAAGCGUGAAUUGAUAUAAGGACUCUGAGAGCAUUACUUCUGUUAAAGCUGGUCAAAAUGUUUUACACUAAAUUUCUAUUUUGUUGAAAAAUUGACCUUUUUUCUUCAAUACUUUUUGGGGGAAAUUGUCUAUUUUCUGUUCUCACAAUAUCUUUCACAACAGUUGUUAUUAAUAGUUUAAUCAACAUGUUGUUGACAUUUUUAUCCUCAUAGUUUUUGAAAUGGUUCUCAGUUUUUCAUUUACCAAAAAUGAAGUUUUCUUACUCAAAACCAUUUUUAAUAAACAAAAGUUUUCGGUAACGAUUUCAAAAACUGUAUGGUAAAAGAAUCCUGUAAAAAUGUCACAAAAAUGUUUGUGGAAAAUGGAUCUGUUCUGGAUGUUAUGAAACAAGCACAUUUUGAAAUUUUUCACAAUCUCUCGUUUUCUGAUUCGCUCUACUUCCUGUGCAGACACCAUUUUCCUAGUUACUAAAAAUCCAAAUAAUGUGACUUUUCUGGGAAUAACAGUGUUACUUCUGUUGGACUCAGUUUUUGUCUUCUCCCUUCAAACCAAGCCCAGGCUGGUUAGGAAGAUGAUGACCGUGUCAGUUGUCCUUUGUUUCAAGUACUGAAGGUGGUGGGUAGAUUAUGCUCACCAAGAUAAACUCUGGUUGAACCUCACACCCUAGCACCAUUCCUUUGGGCUUGGGAAAGGCUGUUUUCCAUAUACAUUUCCAGAAAGAUUGCUGUUCCUCCUUGGCAUUUCAAGUUUUCAGUUGAAACAGUUGGUUGGCUGUCUUGAUGCUAGAGCCCUUGCGCACUGUAAAUGAAAUGUGACUGACAAUACUGCACCUCUCCUGAAGCCAUCUGUGAGUCAACCCAACUCCAUUGGGGAGUCCACAGUAAUCUAGGGUUCGUGGUGAAUGCCGAAGUUCUCAGCUUUGUUUUUAGAGACACUAACUAUUGAAAACGCAGUAGAAUAGUUUGGAACUACAUAUAUAAAAAUAAUAUACACAUUUUAGAUUGUCCUGAGACUAUGACUAAUUAAAGGUACAGGCAAGAGUAGGUAACCAGUGCAGUUUUCAUUAUACUUGUCCUGUCUUCAUUUCUGUGCUGCUGCGUUCUCAAUCUUUUUGGCAUUAAACCAUGUAUAACCGACCGCCCCAUUGAUUUUUUUUCAGCUAUGCUAACAGGGCUAAUCUGAAAUGUUCUUUUUGUUGUUUGUGUGUCUUCCUGAUUAUUCCUAAAUCUAAAAAAAAAAAAAAAAAAAAAGCCCAAACUCAAAAUGGUGAUAUCCUCUUUACAUUUUCCAGUCUUUAGAGUCCAGUCCUGGGAAUCAGAACUCCUGGGUUCUGUUUGCAUCUCUACCUCUUUCUCCCUUUGUCACCUGAGACAAGUCACAUAGCCUGUUUCUCUCUCUGCCCCAGUUUAUACAUCUCUGUAAUGGGGACUAUAUAUUACCUACCUCACAGGGGUGUUGUGAGAGUUACUUAAAAAAUGUAAAACUUUUUGAGCUCUUUAAUCAAAGUAGCUAUCUGCAUCCAUAGCAUUAGUGGCAGGAGUGCCAUGCAUAUGCCUGCCACAUGAGAAUAAAAGGAAAUGAUUAUAAUUGUUGCUUUUAAAAUGAUUGUCAAAUUGUGCCUUAAAUUUUCAGUCAGAUCUAACCAUGUAAUUUAGAGCAAUAAUUCCAGGCCUUAUGUUGGUGAAUCCAAUCAGUGAUUUGUUUGAAAGGCUAGAUUUUUUAAUACUUUUUCCAGAAAAUGAGGUUAUUGAGGGGUUCUCUUCUUUUAUUUUUUCUCCUCCAAUUUUAUUUUGGCAUGAAAGGGGCAGCCAAAAUGCACAUUUGUCUUGUAUGUAGCACUUUCAUCUGUUUUGUGUUCUUUUAGGGAGAUGCCACUCUGUCAUUUUAUGCAUAAUGACAUCUCUUUAAAUACAUGCCAACCAAUGAGAUUGUUUUCCUAAAGUUAGCAGGCAUUUUUUUUAAUCAACCAAAUUUUGGGUUGUUCGGAAAGUGUUGCUGCUCUUUGCUACACGUUCAGUCUAACUGUCACUGCAGGAAUGAAGUUACAGGUUUCCCAUAUCUUUGCUGUUGUAGCUUGACACAAGCGUUAAGGCAGAUUAUAAAGGGAAAUACUCAGUGUAGCCUAGUUCCAUUGCGCAGCAAGAAUCUUUUGCCAGCUGAAAUCCUGUUGGUUUGGGUUUUUAAAUGUCAAAUUACAGACUUAGGGUUUCCUCAGGAGGAACAAAAAUGGCACUUGAUGUGCAGUAAUUUGGUGGUUCCAGGCUGCAGUAUUUUCCCUGCGAAUCUGGGUGUCAUUGUGUGUUAGGAUCCUGCCUGCAGCCGACAGUACAUUUGACCUAUUAUCCAGUCCAUCUCAUUGCUCCUAAAAGACUGCAGCACUGCAAAGCUGAUGCAGCAGUUUUGGCUGCCUUCCCCUGCUCCCACUUGGGCCGUAUUUACACAGUUUAACUGAGCUCUUCUUUCUGCUGAAGGUCAGAUGCGAGCAAUAGGAAACACUAAACUUUAUAAAGAAGCAGAGCCGUUUAACCACCGUGCUCUGGACACGAACGCAUCUCUAGGUGGUGCACCGUCUGCUUGGCUGCGAGAGGGCAUCCUGAGAGUGCGUGUAACUGGUAUAGUGUGCAGAGCCACAAGAUAUGCUGUUUUCCCACAGCAAUGCACUUACACUAGCUUUCCUCUCCCUUGCAAAACGUGAAACUUUCCCAACUAGGCUGUAUAUUUAGCCUGUAUAUUGCACAAAAGGCUGGCAGUUAUUUUCCCGAGGAUUCUUUCUGUAACCUCUGUGUGGCUAUGUUGAAGAGCUUGGUUUUUCUUGACGAGAUUAGAUGUUGCAUAUUGAUGUGAGCAUUUCAAAGGCCCAUGGGGCUUUGGAACAUAUUAAGAACCUCUGAAGUUAAUAUUCACCAUGUUUUAAAUAUUCAAAAGUAAAAAAAUCUGCAUAAAAUAUCUCUCGGUACACAUGGACUAUAUUGUUUCUUUUUUAAGCAAGCAUUGGGGGCUUGUGGCUCGGCUGGGCUUGUUCUAAAGCUUUUUUCGUUCCCAUUUAACAGAACCAUUUGGAAAUAAAGGGCCCUGGCUCUUAUCCCAUGCCAGUUCUAACCAUAGUGCCUGUGAUGGAGUGGCUCCUGAUUUCCUCUGCGAUUGAGUCCAGCGGGUGGGAUUUUCACAAGAUCCUAGGGGAGUUAGGAGCACCGAAUUCCCACUGAAUUCCAACCCCUUUAUUGUCCCCAUCAUGACAGUGUGGCAUGUAGGGCCUGAAUCGGACCUCGCUUGCAUCAUAGUGCAUGUCCAAAGAGCCUGCCCUGCUCAUCAGGGUAUCCAGUGAAUCAGGAGUAACUCCAGUGUGGAGGCACUGCUGUGAAACUGGCAUGAGAGGAAACUCAGGCCUGUGGCUUUUAUGUGUUAAUGUUGCCGUCAGCAGGGACAGGGCAAGCACAUUCUGUUCCAGGAUGUUGGAACAAAGCUCCCUUCAGUUCACCCUUAAAUAUGCCAGAGGAGAUUUUGCUUCACUCAAACGUCCCUCUUCUGCUGGAUUGCAAGGGGCAAGAUGAAAGCUGUCAGCAGAAAUGUUUCCAGGGAAGCCCUGUUUCCCGUCUCUAUAGGAAAACUGCCGGCCACUUUAGGUGAGGGUCAGGUAGAGUCUGCAAACACUUAGCCAUUCCACUGUGCUGUUAGUUAUUCCAGUCUGCCUUCCCCUCGAGUGCACACCGGGCAUGUCCCAGGAGCACAGCAGGUCUUUGGACACAUGCUACAUGCAGCACCAGGGUUCUCAUGUUGGCCCUUGUUUGAGUAGAUUGGAACUAACAGGGUUCUGCAUAAAUUUGCUAUCAUGCUGAAGGAAUUACUCUAAAAGUUUAUGGGGCAGAUUCCCUCAUUGGUGUAAAUAUGGUAGUUUGCAUAUAUGCAAUAUGCAAUCACAUGUAAAUAUGGUAGUUUACACCAGUGGGGGAUCUGACCCAGAGGACGUUAUUCUCUAUGAAACUCUAUCAACUGAUUUGUUUGAACCAUUCUAUAGAAAUUGAUAGCAGGGAUAAAAUCCUUUAAUCACUUCCCUAGGUGGCUUCCAAAAAAACCAAUAGAAACAUUGUAAUUUUUUUAGUUAAAUUCUUCAGGACCUCUCCAUAAGGGCUGUGGCUUAUGAAAACAUGAGACUUCACCCAGAUUGCGCUUUAUUGAUAUCUAAGCUUGUGUUAGAUGAAGUUGAUAGUUAAUCGAGUAGUGGCAAUAGAAUCAUAGAAAUAAGAAGAGGGUUUGAUGAUUUUCCCAUGCCUAGUGCCGAUGUAGAUUUUUCUAGCCUGAGAUGAGAGUCUGACCCAGAGCAUAAUGGUUCAAAAAAUUCACUCUGUUUUUAUUCUUUUGAAAUAAUUUUUCUUUAUCAGCAAUUUAAUCUUCCAGGACCUGAUCCUGCAGCCUUUACUCACAUGAGUAGUUCCACUGACUUUGGUGGUGAUAUUUGUGUAAGAGUGACAGGAUCGGGCCCCACUACAGAAUCUGGGAAAGUGAUUGCAGAAAUAUUCUAUUUCACUUGCAUUAAUCACACCAGGACAUUUCCACCAAGAGCUCUCUAUUUAAUAAGUAGCAGGGCCUGUAAUUGCAGUCUGAAUUCUGAUCUUAUCAACAGAUGUUAUGACUUUCUAGGCAUUGCCACUCUAUUCAGAUUCAUAUGUUUGCCUCUGUUUAAACUUGGAUUGAUCAGAAAGAAGGAACAGCAAGAGUUGUGUUGCCCGUGGAGAUGCAGUGACUAUAGAUAAAGGAGUUAUCUUCCUCCUAUGUCUGCAGGAUUUGAAGCUUGGAACGGAGUACACACGUAACAGAGAAAAGCUUUACCUACCAUGCAUAGGGGCUGUCGACAGUAUGCCCACUAUAUGUUUCAAACUCUUGGAAUGUUUGUAGGAAUGGAAAUUUGAAUCUUUUUCAGGUCUCAGCUAGUGUACUUUCCAGUGAGGGAGUUUACAUACCAUCAUUUCUCUGAUGGCAGCAGCAUCUGUCGGAUCUGAACCUUCAUUUUGUUUUUCAAUUAAAUGUCUAGCCCAUAUGGUUGCAAAGAUAUCCUUCCAAAUAUGGUCUCAAGAGGAGGCUGUCUUCCUGAGUCAUGCAGGCAAGUUGAAAUCGAAGUCCUGAUUCCGUUCAGGAAAAUCAGGAGUAACUUUGGUGGAGUUGUAGCAGUGUAAAAGUGGUGUGAGAUCAGGAUCGGUAUCUCUGAGAGUUUUGAACUCCCACGCCCCCAUUCGUCUCAAUAGGAUGUUAACCCAGAAACCUAAUGAUGACCAAGUGGAUGCUAACAUAGUUGCAAAAUUCGCUGCUGAUCAUUUUGGCAAAAAACGCCCAGCUCUUCAGGAACUGGACUAGAGUUUGGGAAUGGGGGUGGAACUAAAGAAGAAUGAACCCUGUUUUUUUCUGUUAUGUCAUAGCCUAGCUGUGUUUGCUCAGUAAGGAUAAAAAGUACUGUACAAGCAUAAAAAUCUAUGCAAAAAAAAAAAAAGCAACCAAACCAGGAUAUUUUAAUGCAUAUAGAACGAAAGAUAUGCAAACCCUCCCUUUUCUCCUGCAAGCACUAUUCUUUCUUUAAUUUUUUUUGUCUGACUUUGCACAAAGAAUUUUUGUAACACUACUUCUAAGAAAGUCGAUACCUAAAAGGGGGAGGGGGAGGGGUCUUACUUUCAAACACUUGGGUUUUUCUGGCUUGGAAAUUAAUAAUUUCUACACCUGACCCAAUUUCUGCAGCUGCCAAAAAAGAAAAGAGAAAGCUAUUUAAAUUUCUCAUGGAGCCAUUUAUCUCUUAAAAUAUGCCAAAGCAAUUUGAGGUGGGGGUGGAGACUUAACUAUUUAUCUCUGCAGCCUACAUUCUUUUUCUCUUUAUGUUUCUAACUGUCAGGGGACAAGAAGGCUAGGAAGCUAUUCUUGGGCUGUAUUAUUAGUGCAUUGUGUUGCCAUUAUGCAGGAUGCCUGCGUUGCUUCACACAGUGGGAUGUUAUAAUGGCCGUCUUCCCCACACUCUCUCUUUGGGGAGACACGGAUUAAAUCUGACCAGCUACUAUUGUCAAGAUUUUUUUUAAAAGUAUUUUGAGAACAGGGCAUAGCGAGGAUUGAGUUCAUACUUGCCGGUUUCUUUGGACGAGUUUGCAGAUGUGUCAGAGAUCAUACAAGUAGUAUUGUGGGCUAGAUUCCAGUGCAGUGGCUUUCAAUCUUUUGUCAUUUGCGGACCCCCCCCCCAAAAAAAUUAUGAAUGGAGGUGCGGACCCCUUUGGAAAUCUUAGACAAAGUCUGCGGACCCCCAUGGGGUCCAUGGAUCACAGGUUGAAACCGCUGCUCUAGUGGAUGGGGCAAUAUAUAUUGUGUGACUGCCGGAAAAUCACUGCAACUCUGUGUGCCUGGGUUUAUGUUCCCAUAUCUUCUCUGUUUAGAUUGUAAAUUCUUCAGUGCAGAGACUGCUGUUCACUGUGUCUGUACAGUGCCUAGUACAGCAGGGGCUACUAUAAUCCAAAUAACAUAAUCAUCCACUUUGUAUUAUCUAACGAAUUAAAUUGAGCAAUGCCAGUUUCCUGGUAAUUUCCCCAAAGUAAGGAUCAGCUUGUUUUAGGACCCCUCCGCCCCAGUUUGAUUCUAUGUUUUAAAAGGUCAGAGGGGUAAACAAAGUGCAUAGGAACGGUUCCAUGAUUAAAAAAUGCCAAGACUUAAACUUUCCCCUGAAGUGUUGGACGCCCCAACUCAACGAUGUGCUGUCCACAUGUGAAACUGGCCAAGAAGAGCGAAGUGCAAAACAAAACAAAAAAAUACACAUGGCAGAAACUAAAUGUUAUAAUUGGCCUGAUUUUCACAGGUGCUGCUGCAGAUCCCCCUAAUUUCAACCCAGAGGAGCUUCAUGUGUACAGCACUUCUGAAAAGCAGGCCCCCAUGUACUUUUAAAUUCCUUCAUUAUUGUGAAUUGUAUUUAGAUCAUGCAGAGGGGCCAGCUGAGAACGGGGCCCCCAGUGUGCUGGGCAUCGUAUAAACACAGAGUCAUAGACAGUCCCUGCCAUGAGAAGCAAUAAGUUACAGUGUCAUAGAUUUCAAGGUAUAGAAGGUACCAUCAGAUCAGUCUAGUUUCCUAGUCACAGAUAGGGAAUUUUCCAAAUACGAAUUAUAGGUGGGUGGUGCAUUUUUGUUUGGGAAACAGGUCACAUUUCAAAGAGAAAGAAGGAAGGAUGUUGUCUGUAGCUUUUUGAAUUUUUCAUUAUUAUUAUUAUUAUUGUUUUAGUGGUUGUUGAUCAAACCAAGAAUGAGAAAAAUAUCAACUGAAACAUUCCAUAAACUAGAGACAAAGUCAAAUAACUCCUAUUCGAAUAUUGUUUCACUUCAGCUGGAGUUUGUCCUUCUUUUUACAUAUGUGCAGCAUAGACGUAGAAGAUGGAGAAGACGAUUAGCUAAAUUAGUCCAUCUCACACUCCGUGCACAAUCCAUUCCCUAUAGUAUAUUUUCUAGCGCUUUUUCUGGUCAAUUUUUUUAUUUUAUUUCUAUUUUUAUGUAAGAUCUUAGUAGCACAAUGGUUUUUGCUAGAAACAGGGUUUCUCUCUACUGCUAGCUAUGGGAAUACGUGCAAUGAUUAGGAUUUGAGAGCAGACCGCCUUGCUGGUGCUAAUAUUCCUGAGGAUGGCAAGAUGGUAUAAACUGUGAUUGGUUUACUCUGAAACACGCAGUUGGAGGGUUUGGUUCAUUGUUUAAUAUACUGAGUUUAUCCCCAUGUAAAAUGGUGGCACUGUGGGGGGUUUUUGACAGAUCUGGAUUGUGCCUUCUCGACACAUCUGGAUUGGCAGGAAACCCCUUCUGGUUUAGCAUAGAGAGACGCGUCCUGUGAAACAGACAGAUCACAGAGCUAUGUCUGUCCAAUCAGUGAUAUUUCUAAUUUGCCUAUUGCCAUAGUAGCUAAGCAUCUAAAGAGCACAAGCAACAUGUUGCUUACUACUAUAUAUGGUGGGUUUUAGGAACAUUCCCCGUAUAUUUUACUCUCUGUACAAAGUGCCUAUUCUAAGAGCCACAACUCAUUCGACCUUAUCCACGGGCAAAACAGGGAACUAAUCAAAGUGCAGAGCAAUGAUAAGAACGAUCAAAAUGAUACCAAAUGGAAGCAAGACGGGAGUGUCAAAGAUCAGCUCUUCAUUAAAGUGAACCAAAGCAGCGGCUCGUCCCUUGUAUGUCACCUUGUAGAUCUGCCUUCUGGAUAGUAAUACGUUUCAAAGCUCCAGCAUUGUUGACUCUCUGGUAGUGGUUAAUUUAAGGGGUUCUACUUUGCCUACACGCCAAAGUUAUGGGGGUUAGAGAGCCAGCAAUGUGUAGGGAAACCUGCUGGAAAGUUUGCAUGGUCAGUAAGAUCUAAGAAUAUUAAGCACUUUGGGGGGAUAUGUUUGGGGAUUUAUUUAUUUGAUUGUAAGCUGCCUGUGUUUCAUGUGUUCUUAUUCCUUGCAUAACACUGGAGGGUAAAAUCCACAGAUGCCAGAGGAGGCUCGGUGCUGUGGUGGGAGAAUCAAGAUGCCCAGUGCCAGCUAAGCCACACCAGGUGCUCAGUGUGUUCUCACACUCAGUCCUGAAAAUAUCGCCAAGUGCCGUUUGAUGGAGUGGUUCCCCCUGCUGUGUACUGGGGAGGGAGUGCAGACCAAGACGAUAACAGGGUUCAAAAAGGAACUAGAUAAGUUCAUGGAGUAUAGGUCCAUCAAUGGGUAUUAUCUGGGAUAGGCUGGGAUGGUGCCCCUAGCCAGAAGCUGGAUCACUUGAUGAUUCCCUGUUCUGUUCAUUCCCUCUGGGGCACCUGGCACUGGCCGCUGUCGGAAGACAAGAUACGGGGCUAGCUGGACCAGUGGUCUGACCCAGUCUGGCCGUUCUUAUGAGUAAUGUUUGUCCAAAGAGACAGCAAAAUGGAGGUUUGAAGUGUUCUAACACCUAAUGCUCUAGCACCCCCAUCUCUUUUGCUGUCCCUCUGGAAAUCGAGGUGUGAAGGUAAAGGCAUGUACAGAAGUGAGGCCUCACUGUGACCUCACCUGACCUGGUCCUACCCUGGUAUAACCCUCCAGACUUCCUGUGUAAGUGAGAUCAGAAUCAGUCCUGCUGUGUUUAGAUGGGCAGGGUGUAUAAGUCAGGACACAGCUCUGUGGGUAACAUUGCUGAACUCUUCAGUGCCUCACAGCUCCCCAAAUUGCCCUAGCCCUUGCAUUGUGGGUAAUCCCACUGACUUUAAUGGGGCAACUUGCCAGAGGAGGAAUUUCAGAAGCAGGCCACUUGUUUAUCCAAACAAGUCCGGGUCAGAGGUGGACUUGAAUCCUCUCUGCACUAGUUUAUCCAUCUCCAAAGCACUUCUCCUACAUCCUAACAACAAACGCCCCUGUGCCCCACAUCGUGAGACCCCCGGUGGCUCAGCUGCCGAUUGGACACAUGUUGUACUAGCUACCCAGACAUACCAUCCCUACAGUUCCAAUGUCACUAACACCCUGCACACAUACAUAGCACCUGGAGCUGGCCUCCUCUAUGUGCUUCCAGCCACUCAUACCAGAGAUAAGCCCAGGAGACACAUUUUGGAUCAAAAUCCAACUUUCGUCAGUCCCAGGGUGUUCAUAGCUGGGGUUCUGUUUCAGCCCAUUGUAGCAGAGAGGAACCAGCUUCACAUGUUGGGUCCAGAUCCAAAUUUUCCAAGGGUUUCAAGAAGUGGGUUGGGUCGAGGCUAUAGCUGGAAUAUUGAUUCAGGUCUAUCUCCGCUCAGAAUAAACAGCGGAGGCUGGCUGGCUGGCUUUAAUCGUAGGCAGGUGCCCCAGGGGGAUCCCAAUCACAGUGGGUGCCAUUCCAAAGAAAGGCCUCUUCUUGGCCAGAUGCCAUUUCUUAAGUCCCAGGACAUUUUCCCAGAGCUUGCAGACCUCAAUGGCUGUUGCACAUUGCAAGGAGGAGUGUGCACCCAAGGAUGUAUUCACCCUACAGAGCUGCCGUGCCUCAGCCCAGCCCUGCUAACGGCAGCAUUCUGCAUCGGGGCCCUUCGAUGAAGUUAGCUCUUUGGCGUGAGGUCGUUUAUAGUGAAUUUCUGUGCAAGGUCUAUUACCGUUGGGAGAAGACUGUGACUUGUGGUGGUGGUUUUACAUCCUCCGGACGUUCUGUGCGGGGCAGGUGGAGGUUGUUAGCAGCGAGGACAGCUCCUUGGCUUUAAAUGUGGAUCGCUAGCUUACUAACACCAGGCAGCAGAGAGGCGGGAGAGGAGAUAGUGCCUGAUCCAAAGAGGCGCCUCCUUGCUAGAAAUGCCAUGCCUUCAAAUCCUAAUGAAGUAAUGCAAGUUGAGCUUUCAGGAUUGGUGCCUUAUUCCUCAGUGCCACUGGGUACCAGUGAUUUACCAUUUGCUGAGCACGACCACUACUUAGCAUCUAAUCAACUAGGGGCCUAAUCUUGGUACCAUUGAGAGCAGUGGGAGUUUUGCCAUUGACUUCAGUGGAAUCAGGAUUGGAACUCUUCAAAUCUGUAAAGAGCCAAUCCUGCAGACUGCUAAGAGCACCUCCUGGGAGGUGCUGUGUGCCCUCAGCUUCCCUUGAAACUGAUCAUGCCUCAUGUCUGUUUCACUGGCUGUUUUCACAGGAAUUUGAGAGCACUCAGGACACGCACUCAGCAACUAGCAAGACUAGCCUGUAAGGUGAUAUAUGAAGUUUACUAUCUGGUAACGUGUGUGCAUGGAUUAAAAAUCGUUUUAUUCAAAUGUAUUCUGAGACCAGGUCCAGCAUAUACACAGUUUCUAUAUUUAUAAAUAUAGAGAGAGAUUUUUUUUUUGUUCUCAGCUAGUUACCUCUUCUGAACCGCAAUUUUCAGAGCAACCGGCAUAUAUUUUUCAUUCAACACCUAAAAUGACUUUUUACAGUAAGAAAAUGAAAGCUGGUGUAAGCACGUGUUUUCUAUAUUUGUAUUAUGCUUUAUCCAAUUAUAUUGAGAUUUAUUUUCCUCUUUGCUGUGCUCUUUCGGUUGUUAUCCUUAUUUUAUCAGUUAUGCUUUUCUAAUGUUUUGUAAGGAGAAAAAAAUAUGCAAAAUGGCCAGAUGCCUUUUUUCUUUGCAGAAGAAGAAUCACAAAUGCUUUGUAUUACAUUUUACCAAUCCAAUAAACUCCUUAUAAAUUUCA
Molecule: messenger RNA, 18128 nt
Organism: Caretta caretta (loggerhead turtle)
Lineage: Eukaryota; Metazoa; Chordata; Testudines; Cheloniidae
Gene: LPP
Product: LIM domain containing preferred translocation partner in lipoma
Biological process (GO): cell-cell adhesion
Cellular component (GO): stress fiber; focal adhesion
Source: RefSeq, a predicted model, not a curated record